CAAAUACAGAAACCUGAAACAAACCGCGAGUGUCUCCGAAGUGUUGAUCGAUGAAGACACUCAGUCCCUUAAACUCCUCGAAUCCAUGUCUCCUCAAGACCCAUUUCCUCAAAGUUCCCAUCUUUAACCCCAUUUUCAAGUUCAAGCCAUUGCCACACAACACCCACCAUGCAAGGAUAGCCAAAGUUCCCUCAUUUACCAUAAACUCUAAGCUAAAAAGCUCUCAGGAUAUCAAUAACACAGGGAAGAAGAGCGUUUCCCAGAAGAUUGUGCUAUCAGAAACUUCGCCUCCUCCACUUGCAGUUGAUAAAGAUGACAUCAAUGGUGGCAGUGGCAGUGAGAGUGUCCCAGUUAGCUCAAAGAAAAAAGGAGGGGUUUCUGGGUUGGCCAAGAAGUUGAGCAAAAAGGUGUUGCAGAUUCUCUCUAAUUUGUCUUUGGCUAUUGGAGAAAUGUUCACCAUUGCAGCUUUAAUGGCUUUAGGAACUGUUAUUGAACAAGGUGAGGCCCCUGAUUUUUACUUCAAAAAUUACCCUGAAGAUCAUCCUGUGUUGGGUUUUUUUACAUGGAGAUGGGUUCUCACCCUUGGCUUUGAUCACAUGUUUACAUCCCCUGUAUUCAUUGGAAUGUUGGCUCUCCUUGGUGCAUCUCUGAUGGCCUGCACUUACACGACACAGAUUCCGCUCGUCAAGGUUUCGAGAAGAUGGGCAUUUUUGCAUUCUGCUGAGGCUAUUCGUAAGCAAGAAUUUUCAGAUACGUUGACAAGAGCAUCAAUUGAAGAUGUUGGUACUCUAUUGAUGGGAGCUGGAUAUGAGGUAUUCUUGAAAGGACCAUGUUUAUAUGCUUUUCAAGGGCUUGCCGGUCGGCUGGCCCCUAUAGGAGUCCAUAUAUCACUGCUGCUGAUAAUGGUUGGAGGAACUCUAAGUGCUGCUGGGAGCUUCAAAGGUUCAGUCACGGUGCCGCAAGGGCUGAAUUUUGUUGUAGGAGAUGUUCUUGGUCCUACUGGUUUUCUGUCCACUCCCACUGAAGCUUUUAAUACAGAGAUUCAUGUCAACAGAUUUUACAUGGAUUAUUUUGAAAGUGGAGAGGUUUCGCAGUUCCACACUGAUCUUUCCCUCCUUGACAUGGAUGGGAAAGAAGUAAUGAGAAAAACAAUUAGUGUAAAUGAUCCUUUAAGAUAUGGUGGCAUCACUAUAUAUCAGACAGAUUGGAGUAUUUCAGCACUUCAAAUUCUUAAGGACAAUGAAGGACCUUAUAACUUGGCUAUGGCUCCUCUACAGAUCAAUGGGGACAAGAAACUUUUUGGAACUUUCCUACCUGUUGGAGAUAUCAACUCUCCUGAUGUUAAGGGAAUAUCUAUGCUUGCACGUGAUCUGCAGUCAAUUGUCCUUUAUGAUAAGGAAGGGAAAUUUGCAGGAGUUAGAAGGCCUAAUUCAAAGCUCCCAAUCAAUAUUGAUGGCUCAGAAAUUGUGAUUCUUGAUGCAAUAGGGAGCAGUGGCUUGGACUUGAAGACUGACCCUGGAGUUCCAACUGUUUAUGCUGGAUUUGGUGCUCUCAUGCUCACUACUUGCAUCAGCUACUUAUCUCAUUCACAGAUAUGGGCCAUACAAGAUGGAACAAGUGUGAUUAUUGGAGGGAAGACUAAUAGAGCAAAGAUGGAGUUCCCUGAAGAGAUGAACCGUUUGCUUGAUAAGGUUCCUGAAAUAGUUGAAUCUUCUUCAUCUCAGCAAGUUGACACCAUUACUAGUGGCUAGCUUAUACCUUUUGAGACUCUUCAAUUUGGAUAAGUGCCACAUUAUGUAGCUAUGCAAUAGUAGUAUUUUUGACAUACAAAUACAGGUAAGACUUCAUCAAAAUUCAACAAGGUCCCCAUCAUGUGCCAAGGAUUUCAGAUUUGACCAAAGUGAAUCAAGGAAAUUGUCAAAGUUCUUCAAGUUGACAUUAUCUAGCUAUAAUCAGUUCAUUACAUGUACAUUUCCUGCAAUUUUUUAUGUUAAUAUAAAUCCAAAUGUUAAUAUCUACCCUUUAUCUUAGCCAAUCAUUCAAUUUAGAGAAAAUUACACUGUUUUCUCAAGAUUAUGUAAUAUUAUACUUUACACACUUUAUUUUGCUAUAUUUAUACUAAGAUCUCUUUUGUGAUAUUAACAAUAAAGAUUAGUGUCAUAUCUCACUAAACA
This is a messenger RNA of Arachis duranensis, 2174 nucleotides long. Its product is annotated as cytochrome c biogenesis protein CCS1, chloroplastic. Lineage: Eukaryota; Viridiplantae; Streptophyta; Magnoliopsida; Fabales; Fabaceae. The transcript has 8 exons. The coding region runs from base 51 to 1751 and encodes 566 amino acids. The record is from RefSeq and is a predicted model, not a curated record.